Molecule: messenger RNA, 1575 nt
Organism: Capsicum annuum
Lineage: Eukaryota; Viridiplantae; Streptophyta; Magnoliopsida; Solanales; Solanaceae
Product: protein WVD2-like 3
Exons: 7
Coding region: 233-1342 (369 amino acids)
Biological process (GO): microtubule cytoskeleton organization
Molecular function (GO): microtubule binding
Source: RefSeq, a predicted model, not a curated record
UUUGCAUUUGUUGUUGGAUUUGGUUAUCGUGAUGUUAUGUACAUUAUGGGGUAGAUCUAUAUAGCAAAAGAUCUUUUUACAAUAUGCUAUAUUAUUAUUCAUUUUUGGAAAUAUAGCCAAUGUGGUGAUUUUGUGAGGGUAAUAAUUGUGUUAAAUAAAUAGCACUAUGAAGCUGCUGCAAAAGUAUGUAUAUCCCUAGAGGUUGAUAGGGUUAGAAGUUACAGAUAUCUGUAUGGAAAAGGAGCAAGGUGGUAAAAUAAGUUACUCAGAUGGUGUUUCUCCGGAUUCAAAUUACUUGAGAGACGGUAAUCAAGAUUUGUUGCAGUCACCUGAGCAUGUCACUGGGGAGCAGAGAACUGAUAUGCUGAAUGAGAAUGUUGAAGCGCAGUAUUAUGAAGCGAAGGAAUGUACAGCUGAAAUGCCAGUUGAGAGCAGACAAGAACAAGAUCGACCAAGUUCAAAGGUAAAAGAUGAUAACAGGAGACCAAGAACUUCAGUGAAACCAGUAACCAAAUCUAUUGCUGGAAGCUAUAAAACAAAGUACACUGUUCCCCAGCCAUUUGCUCUGGCAACUGAGAGGCGUGCUUCUCAUGGAACACGUCCUAUCAGGAAUGAUGCAGGAGACAUGAGUGCUGCACAGAAGCCAUCUGAAGCAAAUAGUUUGCAGGCCCCAAGAUCUGUACAAAACCAGGUUUCCUUGUCAAAUGCAAAUGCACUAAAGAAGCCACAAUGUGAUAACAAGAAACAUUCUGAUGAGGAAGACUCGUCAAUUGCCUCUUGUGAUAUGGUCACAGCAAGAAAAUCCGGGGUCACUGUAGCAGCAGCCCCAGUAUUUCGGUCCUCUGAACGUGCAGCAAGAAGGAAGGAGUUUUACUCCAAGUUAGAGGAGAAACAUCAAGCUUUGGAGGCUGAGAGAAUUCAAUUGGAGGAAAGGACAAAGGAAGAGAGAGAAGCAGCUAUGAAGCACCUGAGGAAGAAUUUGUUGUUUAAGGCAAAUCCAAUGCCGAGUUUCUACCAUGAAGGACCUCCACCUAAGGCUGAACUGAAAAAGCCACCACCGACCCGUGCAAAAUCACCUAAGUUUUGCAGAAGGAAGAGCUGCGGUGACACAGGUGGCUUGGAUAAAGACAUAGGAGCUUAUGAUCGACGAAGUCAGCAUAUUCUUGGUUACAAUGCAAAUACCACCAUUGCUUCUAGAAUUAGUAAAGUUCGUCCCAAUAUCCGAAGGGCUUCUGCUACUUACAACUUUAACAAUGAGUCCAAUCAUGCAGGGGAGACAAAUGAGUCAUAUAUGACUGAGAUGCAAGAUGAAAUGAAUAUGGAUAUUAGCGUUCAUUCUUGAGCCUUUGGUGAUUUAUAAUUUAAUAAAGUGAGCGACUAUUUUCUUGUAUUUUGCUUCUUGUGACAGCUCUAAGGCCUGUCCAUUGGCUUCUUAGGAACUGCAAAACCUUUUUUUGCAGUAGUCUAUGUAACAUUAAUUUACCAAGUGUAAAUUUCUGUAAGUUAUUCCCAUUCUUGUGUAAAGAGACACUCCAUCUUCUUUAACAUUCUAUAUAAUUUUUAGUAUAUUGGCUA